Molecule: messenger RNA, 3838 nt
Organism: Echinops telfairi (small Madagascar hedgehog)
Lineage: Eukaryota; Metazoa; Chordata; Mammalia; Afrosoricida; Tenrecidae
Gene: BEND2
Product: BEN domain containing 2
Exons: 13
Coding region: 1-2412 (803 amino acids)
Molecular function (GO): DNA binding
Source: RefSeq, a predicted model, not a curated record
AUGCGCCUCGCGCGCGCGGGCAUUCGCAGAGCUGCCGCGGAGCCUGGGGCUGGGAGGGCGUGGCGCUGGGGGCACGCUCAGCUGCAUCCCCGCUGGUCGGCCUUGGGGCGCGGUGCCGCUGGCGGAGCAGGCUCUGGGCUUGGAGCGGCUGUGGCCAGCGCUGCUGGCAAAGGGAGGAUGUGGAGCCCAGGUGGGGUCGCCUCUCUCAGGCUUCGCCCCGUGCUCUCUGCGCCCAGGUUGCGGACCACCAAGGAAAUUCCGGUUAUUACCAUUGAUGGUGACAGUGACGACGAUGACAUCGACAUCGUUGUUGUAGAGGAUUCUGACACACAAGAUGCUGAUGACGAAUCUACUGUCGAACCAAAUAAUCAAGGUAACCAAGGGGCAUUGCAAAGGAACCAUGAAUCAAAUUUUGAAACAAAUCACCCCGAGUCAGAGAAUGAGGAGUUUUGCCCAUUGAAUCAAAAGAGCCGAGCUACACUAGCAGAAGAUUGCAUGGCCUUGCAAGAACUUAUUGAUAAGACGAGUAGAGAUGUUAAAAACCUUGGUGGACUUGUCUCAGAAAUGAACCGGACUUUGAGUGAACAAUUGUUACCAAAAGAUAAUAAUUGUCGCCUUUCAUUACCAGUACAAAGGCAAAGAAAUCAUGGUCAUACCAACCUUGUAGGAACAUCUCUCCAAGCAGCAGCACACUGUGAAGAGCAGCCAAUUCUCGAGGAGCAAGAACCAGUCUUCGGAAUGGAGGAGGAGCACCAGAUGGAGCAGGAACUAGUUCCCAAGAUGGAGGAAUCAGUCCCAAUUGUGGAGGACCCUGUUCUCAGGGAGCAGCCACAGCCUCUACUCCUCUUGGUAGAGGAGCCAGUUCUCAUUGAGGGAGAGGCAGUUCUCAGAGAGCAGGAAGAGAUCCAUAGGAAGAGUCCACCUCUUCCCCAAAUCAUAUUCACACGUUUACUGAAGCCCUAUCUUCCAUCAGAAAUUGAAGAUAACAACCUGGAAAACAGUCUUUGGGGAACAAAUUACUCAACUAUUCACAGUGACCAGGCUGCUGCCUCAUCGUGUUUCAUCAUUCCCAAUGCUGGUGAUUUUGAAAUGAUACCUAUUAAUGAAAAACUGCAAGGCGUUUCAGGAAGAGUGAACAACAGUUCUGAAACAGUGAAUCACUCUACUUCACUGGGAAAUGAGAAUGAGAGAGGCCCAUUUAUUCCACUUUCAUGUAGCUACAGUUCAUCCUAUAAUGAACUUGAACCUAUAGAAAUAUUGAUAAGCAAGAAUACUAAAAAGAAAAAUGACUCUGAAGCAACGAAUAACUCAGUUUUACUAGAAGAUAACUGGGGCCGUGGUUCUUCCUCAUCAGCUGCUGGACUCUUUAUGUGUUUUAGUUAUCUUGGUGAUCCAGAAAGAAAUGUCAGGAUGUUUGAUAAUCAGUUGGUGACAGCACAAAGGAAGAACAGCCCUUCGUGUGCAGCCCGAUACUUGGUUUCUAAUCUGUUUUCUAAGGAAGAGUUAAUGUCCAGCUCAGUGGACAUCAAUUCCGAAGACCACCAACCCCUGGAUCCAAAUAAACUGGCUGCGAUACGAGAAUUUCUGAUAAUGCAUUUUCCCAACUAUGACUUAAGUGAAUAUGGAGAAGACUGGCAAAACUGUAUUUCAGAUAUUAGAGUUAUGAUCCAACAUUUAUGUUAUGAAGCCAGAAAACUUAAGAAAUGUGAUGACAGAAUGGAGGGCCCUCUCAACCUUGGUAGUCCAGAAAGAAAUGAAGGGUUUAUCAACUGUGAUGAAGAUACUAGCAACCUGGUUGAAGACCCUGUCAACCUGGAUGAAGACCAUGAUAGACCAGAGGAUGCAGAUCCCGAUGACCAGGAGGAUGGAAUUGGAAGCAUUCCUCAGUCAACAACUUCCUUGGAAACCCGCGAAAAUGAAGAUGCUCUUCCCACAGAAUAUGAGGAUGCUGACCAGAACAAUAAUGACAUCGUGGAAGAAGUUGUGGAAAUUGAAGCUGAUGAAGUGAGAGAUUUUGAAGUCACAGGAUUUGUUGGUUGUCCUUGUAGAGGUAUAAAACUGCCACAGUCAGUACUUGAUGUGGCAAGAAGAAAGACUCGCCCAGAUCUGUCAGCCAGAUACCUCAUUCGCAUCCUGUUCCCAGAGGAAGACCUGCUGUGGUGUAAUGUCUAUGGCUGUAUUAACUUUGGCUUGUUUGCCCUCGACCCCAACCGGAUUAGUGCUAUCCGAGAGUUUCUCCAGGAAACCUUUCCGACUUUUGAACUCGAGGAAUCCGGAUAUGACUGGAAAGAGUGUGUCAAAGCUAUGAAUUCCUGUAUCCGCAAUAUUAGAUACCACAUCAAGAAGACCGCAUGGGGCUUACAGCCACUUCCAGACACUGAUUCUUCCGAAGAUUCUGACGUAACUGAUUGAAGUAAUUUAGUAUGUUAUGUCCCUGCUUCUAAAAAAUCCUGAUUGCAUUAUUCUGCAAGUAUCUAAAGUUAUAAUUCCAAAAUUAGCUUGUUAGGAAGAUGUAUAAUAUUUCAUCACAGGAGUAGAGUGAUGGGACAGUACUUUAAACAUGUGUUUGUUUUCAUUGCUGUUUGAAUGGAGAGUGGCACAUUUAACUCAGAGACAGGGCACCAGUUUAUCUAUGAAGCAAAUCAAGGUGAUCAGGUGAGGAGCCAUAGUAUCAGAGGGGAGGAAGAGUGAUGUGGGCGGAGUAACUUGCAUACUGAAUACAUAGAGUAGACACUUUAAGUGUUUGUCACUUAAAUCAUAAACUCUGCUGCUUCCUAGGAGAGAUAUGGUUUACAUAUCAUCAAAACCUCCAGGUCGGCUUAGUUAUACAUCCACCAAUAAAGGAACCGUAGGAUUGGCAUCACAUGGUUUGAGCUAAGCUUUCGAGAGAACUAUUCUUUUGAUUUACUCCUGAGGAGAACAGUAUUCUUUGAUAAUAUUUUAUCAUGGAGGUAUGCACAUCACCAAAGGAAUUACUUCAGUAGACAGGUUCUACUGAAUUCAUUUAAAUUUAAAAAUAGUUCAUUAUAAGUAAUAGGAAUCUGUAGAUACAAGGGUUAUUGUGAGUUUCUAAAACAUUUUAAAGUUUUACCUUGUUUUUCUGAUAGUCGUAACUAGUUGUAUAUAAAUAAGUACUUAAAAAUUUACAUGAAAAUGAUGAGAAAUUUAUUUUUAAGAAAGUAGCCUUAAAGAUCAGGCAGGUUUAGCUGAAACUUGAAAAAGUAGCUCCAUUUGGCUUAUAGGCACUUACUUACUAGAAAGCUCUUGAAUGUCUCAGAUGUAGAAAAUCUUGCUUGUGUUUAAGAAAUAUUUUGCUGUUUGACUCUUUCAAUCUCUUAAAUAUAUUCAAUUGCAUUCAUUUAUAGCAUCCUUAAUUAUUGUUCAAAAAGUCAUUACCACUGUUUGUGAGAGUUCAGAGUUUAAUUAUGGCGAUAAGCUGGAGACCCAUGACUGAAAUCACUUCUUACUGUUAUUGUCACUCACUCGCCAUUAAGUCAUGUCCGAGUCAUAGAAAGUAGUAUCAAACAAUAUUGUUUGUGUGAAAAUUGACAAGCUGUAGUAUUUUUUUUGACUCAUGAGAGGACUUGUUAUUUCUGUGACCAACUUGUAGAACAAAUGCAUAUGAUAAAUAUUUUGAAAAUUUAAGUUUUAGAGUAUUGGUAAAAUAGUCUAGUUUUAUAAAAAUAAGAUAUAGAAGAUCUGUAUUAAAAUUGUGUUCUCUAACUGAUUACCUGGUUUUAUAAAAAUAAGAUAGAGAAGAUUUAUUGUAAAAGUGUUCACUGAAUCAUUUUCUGUAUUAGCCGACUUUAGCUUAAUAAAAUGGCAGUGUUUCUCUGUA